This is a messenger RNA of Amoebophrya sp. A25, 714 nucleotides long. The record is from the annotation of a GenBank genome assembly. Lineage: Eukaryota; Dinophyceae; Syndiniales; Amoebophryaceae.
AUGGAGAAUAUCUACACACCCGAAGUCAGGAUAGCACCACAGCAUAUCUUCAAUUCCUACCAUCCAGUCACGUCACGAUUUCAACACGACACCUGGGAACCGGGAAAGUACUCUUCGAAUCCAAAUUUCCACCAAUUGCAUGCAAUUCUCCAUCAUCUCCUUCUCCACACCACCAACCAAGCAACCAGGGAAGGAAUCUCUGAAACCUUUGAAACAACACAGGUACGUUCUCGCAUUCAACGGCGUUCUGAGUUCGACAUCUCCUACGGUAAUUCGGAUACUAUAUGGCAACUAUUACCGGCAAGCUUGUGAGCUGAACAAUGUCCAAGAGGAAUGCAUCCCCGUUGUGGAAACGCUUCCGUGGCUGCAGAGUCAUGAGUCUUUGCAUAAGGAGCUAUUCAAGGGAGAGGAUAAGAAUGCAUAAACGGAGAAGACGAUGCAAGUAUAAGUUGAGGAAGAAAGUUCAAUUUGCCGCUACUUUUCAGAUGACGAAGUUACUGAAGACACGACGUGAUCCUGAUUUGAGACUGUAACUGAUCCAGUCUCAGCGUUCUUUCAAUACCCCGUAUGUCUAUGCUAGUCACCCAUCCUGGUACUAAACCCUGUUGUCGAACAAAGAUUCUAAACGGACGAGACGCGCUAUCGCUAAAAUCUGAGAAUACUGGUUCAUGUUUAUCCACCGUGACAGAAGAGAAGUUUUAUUGAAUGAUGGGC